Messenger RNA from Venustampulla echinocandica, 789 nucleotides. Its product is annotated as Ctag. The transcript is spliced from 3 exons. Bases 1 to 789 code for a protein of 262 amino acids. NCBI's taxonomy places the organism in Eukaryota, Fungi, Ascomycota, Leotiomycetes, Helotiales, Pleuroascaceae. Gene Ontology annotation, molecular function: copper ion binding. The record is from RefSeq and is a predicted model, not a curated record. Gene Ontology annotation, cellular component: mitochondrial inner membrane.
AUGAACGGCCUCCCACGACUAUGUUCACGCCUAAUACGCAAAGCUCCGGCCUCAGCUUGGGCAUGUUCAUCAUGUUCCAAUGCCAGCCAAAGAUAUGCCGCUCAUGCCUUUAAACCAUCGACGAGGGGAAUCUCCAACAGCUCGAAACCCAGACAGAAUGCCCCCCCUACCAUGGAGGAAUUGCGGGCUCCAUUCAAAAAGAAGAACGCAACCACUCUGUUCUAUGCCCUCAGCAUUAUAUUAGGAACCGUUGCCUUUUCGUACGGCUCUGUGCCAAUGUACAAGAUGAUAUGCCAAACAACGGGCUUUGGAGGACAGCCAAUCAAAGCACAUGGUGGCGGCGUCGAAGGAGAGGAUAUAUCUGCCCGUCUCAAGCCGGUCACUGGCGCGAAGCGCAUUCGAAUCACCUUCAAUGGCUCCGUCUCCGAUGUCCUGCCUUGGAAGUUCGUGCCUCAGCAACGAGAAGUCAAAGUUCUACCGGGCGAAACAGCAUUAGCAUUCUACACUGCCACGAAUAAAUCGGACGAGGAUAUCAUUGGGGUUGCGACGUAUAGUGUGACACCUGGGCAGGUUGCUCCAUAUUUCUCCAAGAUCCAAUGUUUCUGUUUUGAGGAGCAGAGAUUGAAUGCCGGUGAAACGGUCGAUAUGCCAGUGUUCUUCUAUAUCGACCCAGAUUUUGUCAACGACCCCAAUAUGAGGGGUAUUGAACAGGUUACUUUGAGUUAUACCUUCUUUAAGGCAAGAUAUGAUAAGAAAGGGCAUUUGAGACCGGUGCCACAAGGAAUGUAA